UGACUGCCUCGGGAGCGGGGACCGGGACGGCACCGGGACGGCACCGGGACCCACGGGGACGUCCCCAGGAUCCACUGGGACAGCACCGGGACCCAUGGGGACGUCCCCAAGACCCACCAGGAUGUCCCCAGAACCCAUGGGGAUGUCCCCAGGACCCACCAGGGUGUCCCCAGAACCCACCGGGACAUCCCCAGGAUCCACCGGGACGUCCCCAGAAUCCACUGGGACAUCCCUAGAACCCACCAGGAUGUCCCCAGGACCCACCAGGAUGUCCCCAGAACCCAUGGGGAUGUCCCCAGGACCCACCGGGGUGUCCCCAGAACCCACCAGGACAUCCCCAGGAUCCACCGGGACGUCCCCAGAAUCCACUGGGACAUCCCUAGAACCCACCAGGAUGUCCCCAGGACCCACGGGGACGUCCCCAGGACCCACCGGGACCCACCAGGACAUCCCCAGGACAGACACAUCUCCGGGACCUCCCCGGUUGCCUCCCCCCGUGCGGAGCUCCCGUCCUAUUUAUUCCCCAUUCGGGGCCACCGGGACGGCCACGGGGCCAGGGCCACGUCCCGGCUCCUUUUGGGACAUUUCAGGGACAUUCCUGCCCCGCUGCCGGGGGACACGGGGACACAGCGGGGCUCAGCCCCCGCGGGGUUGGGGGGUUUGGGGACCCCCCUGUGUUUUGCAGGCAAUAAAGGGGCCGUGGGCCCACCCGAGGGCAGCUCAGCGUGUGCAUGUGGGGUGGGGACAGCCGUGUCCCCACGGGUCCCCUGUGGGUCACACUCGUGGGGCAGGGAUGGCAGUCAGCCCAUGGCUCUGUGUCACCCUGUGUCACUCUGUGUCACCCUGUGUCACCCACUGUGGGGGCACCAUGGGGCUCCAGCCCCUCGGCUGGUGUCACCUGUGUCCCCUCAUGCCAUCACCGUGGGGGUCCAGCCCCUCGGUUGUGGCUGGUGUCACCUGUGUCCCCUCAUGCCAUCACCGUGGGGGUGCUGGCGCUCAGCUGCCACCCUGUGUCAUGCCACCCCUCCGCUGAGAGGGUUCUGGCCUCUCUGCCGUGGCCCGUGUCACCCCACGUCACCCGGCCAGGGGACAGGAGCGGCAGGAGGGCUCUGCCCCUCUCUGUCACCCCAUGUCACUCCAUCGUGUCACCUGUUGCGCCGGGGCCAGCAGGACAAUGUCCUGGGCUCAGCGGGCACGGUGACGUGCCACCCCCUGACGUCACCGCUGAGCCUCACGCCGCAUCCUCGCACCUCAAGCCACUGUGGCCACAUACAGGAUGACGUCAUUGGCUCCCGUGACCUCAUACCGCCUGGUGACGUCACGGGGCAGCCCCCCCGCCCCCACAGCCGAGCCCCACCGAGACACCGGCGCGGCCGCGGGGGUGACACCGGGCCGUGACGUCACGCACCGCGGCCUGUGACGUCACGAGGCGGGGCGGGCACCCCCUCACCCCACCCCUGGUCCUGAUCAGGCGAACGCGGCGGCCACCUAUAGCUUGCGCCCCCCGCCACUUCAUUAGCGUGGCCCCGCCCCACGGCGCGCCUCUCGGCCAAUAGCAAACGGCUCUGCCCCGGGAGGGGGCGGGGUUAUGCUAAUAACCAGCGCCGCGCUCCGCCCCGCCCUCACGUUGAGGACCCCCGGCCGCCGCCGCUCCGGCCCCGCUCCCGCCCCGGCCCCGCUCCCGGUCCCGGCCCCGCUCCCGGCCCCGGCCCCGGCCCCGUUCAGCCCCGGCCUGUCCCGUCCCGGUACC
Passer montanus (Eurasian tree sparrow) is the source of this 1750-nucleotide messenger RNA. Its product is annotated as MAPK-interacting and spindle-stabilizing protein-like. NCBI's taxonomy places the organism in Eukaryota, Metazoa, Chordata, Aves, Passeriformes, Passeridae. The transcript is spliced from 3 exons. The record is from RefSeq and is a predicted model, not a curated record. Bases 95 to 1033 code for a protein of 312 amino acids.